Hypoxylon fragiforme is the source of this 2766-nucleotide messenger RNA. RefSeq names its product AdoMet-dependent rRNA methyltransferase spb-1. Gene Ontology annotation, cellular component: nucleus; preribosome, large subunit precursor; nucleolus. Gene Ontology annotation, molecular function: rRNA (uridine-2'-O-ribose)-methyltransferase activity; rRNA (guanine) methyltransferase activity. Bases 150 to 2648 code for a protein of 832 amino acids. NCBI's taxonomy places the organism in Eukaryota, Fungi, Ascomycota, Sordariomycetes, Xylariales, Hypoxylaceae. The transcript has 3 exons. Gene Ontology annotation, biological process: maturation of 5.8S rRNA from tricistronic rRNA transcript (SSU-rRNA, 5.8S rRNA, LSU-rRNA); maturation of LSU-rRNA from tricistronic rRNA transcript (SSU-rRNA, 5.8S rRNA, LSU-rRNA); rRNA methylation. The record is from RefSeq and is a predicted model, not a curated record.
GGCUUAUCGAAGAAAUAAUUCUUUUAAAAAUUUCUUGUCGCAGAGAACUCAAGUCCCUGCCAUUUUGAAUGUGGGACACACUCAUGAUAACAUUAUCAAUCUUUUCUGUGCUGUGUUUAAUUCAGACGAGGUAAUCGUUUGGGAACGUCAUGGCGAUCCAGAAGAAACAUGGCAAAGGCCGUUUGGAUAAAUGGUAUAAAUUGGCCAAAGAGAAAGGCUACCGAGCUCGUGCCGCCUUCAAGUUGAUCCAGCUAAAUAAGAAGUUCGGCUUCCUCGAGAAAAGCAAGGUCCUUCUCGAUCUUUGCGCCGCUCCUGGAUCAUGGUGUCAAGUCGCCGCAGAGGCCAUGCCGGCCAACAGUCUUAUUGUCGGAGUCGAUCUUUCCCCGAUCAAACCUAUUCCCAAGGUCAUCACCUUCCAGAGCGAUAUCACUACCGAUAAGUGUCGUGCGACAAUUAGGCAGCACCUUAAGACCUGGAAGGCCGAUACCGUGCUUCACGAUGGUGCUCCCAACGUUGGUACAGCUUGGGUUCAGGACUCUUUCAACCAAGCUGAAUUGGCGCUCCAAUCUAUGAAACUAGCAACGGAAUUCUUGGUGGAGGGUGGCACAUUUGUUACUAAGGUGUUUCGUUCGAAAGAGUACAACAAGCUCCUCUGGGUUUUCAACCAGUUAUUCACCAAGGUUGAGUCGACAAAGCCCCCUUCGUCGCGAAACGUCUCUGCCGAAAUCUUCGUUGUAUGCCGUGGUUAUAAGGCCCCUAAACAUCUUGAUCCCAAGUUCCUUGACCCGCGAUCUGUGUUUGCCGAACUCGCAGAACAGGCCCCAAAUAAUGAAGCGAAAGUCUACAAGCCGGAGCAGAAAAAGCGAAAGAGAGGAGGUUAUGAGGAGGAUGAAUACAUGCAGUUUAAAGAGCUGCCCGCAAGCCAAUUUGUCGAGACUGCUGACCCUAUAGCAAUCCUUGGCGGCUAUAACAAACUCUCCUUUGAGCAGCCGCGCAAUGGGGAUGUGGCACUUGCGGCGCUAGACAAGAUGCCGGAGACAAAUGAAGAGAUUAGGAUAUGCUGCGCCGACUUAAAGGUACUGGGUCGCAGGGAAUUCAAGCUUCUAUUGAAAUGGAGAUUGCAUGCGCGUGAGGCCUUCGGACUGCCUACCAAGAAGACUACCAAAGCUGCCGAGGCCGAGGAAGUCGGAGAAGUUGCAGAAGUCGAAUCUAUGGACGAGGAACUCAAAAUCCAGGAAGAACUGCAAGCACUGAAAGACAAAGACAGUUCUAAGAAGAAGCGUGAGCGACGAAAAGACAACGAAAAAAAGCAAAAGGAGAUCAUACGGAUGCAAUUGCAAAUGGUAGCUCCCAUGGAUAUCGGUAUGGAGCAAGCCGGCCCUGCUGGCUACGACUCUAUGUUUGCUCUUAAGCCGAUUGACAAGCAUGGUGCUGCCAAUAAGAUUGCUAAGGGAAAGAUGGCUGUUUUCAACGAGAAAAAGGUCAAAAAGGAUCAAGACAGUGGUAUCGGAUCGUCAGGUGAAACGGACGGCGAGUCAGAUGAUGAGGAAGACCGUCUCGACCGUGAGCUUGAUGGCUUGUACGAACAGUAUCGGGAACGAAAAUCAAUAUCGGACGCGAAGUUCCGGGCGAAGAAAGCCAGGCAAGAGCACGAAGAUGGCGAAUGGGAAGGCUUAUCAGCCGAUGAGCAGCAGUCUAGUGAUGAGGAAGAACUAGAAGCGGAUAGUGAUAGUAGCGAUGACUCCGACGAUGAAUCAGUUUCCUCUAAACCCCUAAUCACUGAUUUGGAUACUGGGCCAACAGCACCUGGCGGCCUUUCCAAAAGAGCCGCAAAUUUCUUUAGUCAGGACAUAUUCAAGGAUAUCACGGGAAUUGUCGAUGAGCCUCAACCCGACGCGGAUGUGGUAAUGGAGGACGUUGACGACGCCAUACCCGCAAGGGUGACCACAAAGGCUAAGAGGGAAAAGGCCAAUGCAGCUGAGGACGAGAUGUCGUUUGGAUCUGAUGACGACACUCGAAACGGCUUCGAGGUCGUGAAACAAGACCAAGACGACGACUGGGAAGAUAAAGACAAGCGCCUACCUGAUGGAAGACUUGACAUCGACAUCAUCACCGCCGAAGCCAUGACUCUCGCGCAUCAGCUAGCCACAGGCCAAAGGACCAACUACGACGUUGUAGACGACGGCUUCAACAAGCACGCGUUCCGGGACCGCGACGGCCUCCCCGACUGGUUCCUCGACGACGAGGGCAAGCACGACAAGCCACAAAAGCCCAUCACUAAAGCCGCCGCCGCCGCCAUCAUCGAAAAAACGCGCGCCCUCAACGCGCGGCCCAUCAAGAAGGUGCGCGAGGCCAAGGCCCGCAAGAAGUUUAAGGCCGCCCAGCGCCUCGAGAAGCUCAAGAAGAAGUCAGACCUCCUCGCCAACGAAGAGGGCAUGACCGAGAAGGAGAAGGCGUCCAGCAUCAGCAAGCUCAUCUCCAAGGCGUCCAAGGCAAAGCCCAGACAGCCUGCUAAGCUGGUCGUGGCUAGGGGCUUGAAUAAGGGUAUUAAGGGACGUCCGAAGGGUGUUAAGGGCAGGUAUAAGAUUGUCGAUCCCAGGAUGAAGAAGGAGCUCAGGGCGCAGAAGAGAGUUGCUAAGAGGAAGUAGAUGGGUUUUUAUUGUGUAGGGAGAUAUGGAUGAUGGAUGAUGGAUGGAUUGAUACCCUCCUAUGUAUUACGUACCUUCUUAUCCAUAUUAGUAUAUCUAUGCAAAGCUGUUUUGGCUA